AUGAUUAAUGAUAUGAAAGAUUGUUCAAGAAUAAAUAAUAAGUACGUUUAUAAAGAAAAAUAUCCCUUGUUCCUUUUACCAAUUAUACAUAAUGAUUGUGAGGCACUGUUGUACACUCAUCCUCAGAAAAUUCCUGAAAAACGAGUUAGUGCCAUUCAUAAAACAAUUUUUAUCAAAAUUCUGAAAAUAAAUUCUUGGAUUUUUGUUAGUCCAAACGAUGAAACUCUCACAAUAAAGUGUCAAAAUUUUGAAGACUCUAUUCGUUUAAACAAUUCAGGCAUUUUAGUACUUGCACCGCACUGUAUCGCUUUUACAAGUUCUGUCACGCUAAAGCCAAUUGAUACCAAAGAAGCAAAUGAGUCAUUCAUAAACACAAAUUAUUUUCAAAAUCUUGACAUUAAAAAUGAGAUCAAUAAUCAAGAUCUUCGUUUCAGUUUCAUGGAAACUUUGUCCUUGAAUAAAAGUAUUUUAGUACUUCCUGAUCAAAAUGAAAAAUUAGCAAAAAUUAGUUAUUCCAUCGAUGUAUUAAAAGCUAAGGAACAAAAGAUGUUAAACCAAAAAUCUAUUGAUUUUAACCAUAUUCAUCAUUAUAUUCUAGUAUAUUUAGUAGUGUUUUUAAUUGAUAAUUUUGAUGCUCUAUUAAAUAAAAUUGAUAGAGUUCUUAGUGGUGUCGAACCCCAACAGUCAACAUCUGCCACACCUGUUUCUUCCGAUGCGGAAAUAAUGAAUGAGGUUUUUGAACGCCAUAAACGUAUGAAUAACAUCAUGAUCUUCAAUUAUGGACCAAUCGCUGACCAACCUGAAACUGCCCAAGUAAGCAGUUUACUUUCCAAUAUAACUGCUCAGCAAAUUAACGUAUCCAAGGUUGCUAAGGUUGGCAAGCCUAACAAGAACGGCCACAGAGCCCUCAAAGUUACCCUAAUUAACGCCUCGGAUGUUGGUCUAAUUUUGAGAAAUAAAAUCAAAGCUAUAAGAGAUGAGCAAAUAUAUAUUGAAACUGAUAUGACACCAAAACAACGCAGCGAGCUCCACACUGUCAGAAGUGAACUAAACGAACACAACAAAGCUGCUGGUAUCAGGACAGAAUACCAUUGA
Molecule: messenger RNA, 1095 nt
Organism: Ceutorhynchus assimilis (cabbage seed weevil)
Lineage: Eukaryota; Metazoa; Arthropoda; Insecta; Coleoptera; Curculionidae
Source: the annotation of a GenBank genome assembly